AUGGAAUCACCAUCAUCAUCAAGACGAAAAAGUGAAUCAAGUGUAAAUUAUCUUUAUGGGCAUCAUCAUAAAAGAUCAGAUUCAAUAGAUUUAGGCAGAAAAGGAAGUGUAAGUUCAAUAUUAUCAUUACAUCAAUCACAAAGUGCAAAUAGUACACCACCAGCUUCACCACAAAAUCAAUAUAGAAGUAAUUUCUACAAAUCAAGAAGAGAACCUUAUGAGUAUCCACAGCAGCAGCAAUCGCAACAAACUUUGCAACAACAACAACAAUCAUCCUUAGGUUUAGUACCUGAAUUACAAGUUAUUGAUUUAGAUAAAAUAACUGAAGAAUUUAAAAAAAAUCAAAGAAUUUUAGCGCAAAAAGAGGUACAUUGGUGUAAUUUUUUGAAAGAAGUUCCAAUCGAAACAUCAAAUUUAAGUCCGACUUGUUCAAGUAAAUUACCAGAAACUUCAGAAAUUUUAUUAGAUAGAUAUAAUUCUGAUUAUAAUAUUAAAGAAUCAGAUGUACAAAAAAAAGAAAAAGCUAUAAGAAAAGCAUUAAGUAAAUUUAGAUUUAAAGAUUAA
Molecule: messenger RNA, 564 nt
Organism: Lodderomyces pseudojiufengensis
Lineage: Eukaryota; Fungi; Ascomycota; Pichiomycetes; Serinales; Debaryomycetaceae
Exons: 1
Coding region: 1-564 (187 amino acids)
Source: RefSeq, a predicted model, not a curated record